This is a messenger RNA of Alternaria atra, 1029 nucleotides long. RefSeq lists its product as uncharacterized. Bases 1 to 1029 code for a protein of 342 amino acids. The transcript has 2 exons. Gene Ontology annotation, molecular function: oxidoreductase activity, acting on the CH-OH group of donors, NAD or NADP as acceptor. The record is from RefSeq and is a predicted model, not a curated record. Lineage: Eukaryota; Fungi; Ascomycota; Dothideomycetes; Pleosporales; Pleosporaceae.
AUGAUUCGAUGUGCCUUACUCACACUGGCAUCAGUCAUGCUCCGGGUUGCCAAGCCCGAAUACUUCAGACUUGGUGGGAAACUUGGUCUUUCUAGCAGUCAGCUUGUAACCCUCCAUUGGUACCUCAAGUGGGCGCUGCCAAUAUGGGCCAUACUAGAUUUCAACUCGGUACUAAAUCGUUUCGCCGAAAGGCGAUGGAUUUGGAAAACCGAUAAGAGUAUUUGGGAUUGGAAGCAUGAAGUUGCUGUAGUAACAGGGGGUUCCGCGGGCAUCGGGGGCUGCGUGGUCAAGAAGCUCACCUCUCACGGCAUCAGGGUCGCGGUUCUGGACGUUAGCCCUCUGUCAGAGAUCUUUACCAAAGAUGAACUCGCCCUCGUACGAUACUACAAAUGUGACAUCACAUCGCGAGACAAUAUCCACCAAGCGGCGGAAGCCAUACGUUCCGACUUGGGCUCACCAUCCAUACUUAUCAACAACGCAGGCAUUGGUAACGCGUGGACUGUUCUCGAUAUUCCCCAACAGAAUCUAAACAAAAUGUUCGACAUUAAUCUUCUAAGCCACUGGAGUACUGUCCAAGAAUUUCUGCCAGACAUGCUUGCUAAGAAGAAAGGCCACAUAAUGGGCGUCGCAAGUCUUGCUUCCUUCGUUGCUUUGGCAGGUGCCGUCGACUACAGCUGUACGAAAGCGGCACUCUUGGCUUUUCACGAAGGAUUGACGCAGGAGAUCAAGCAUCGCUACAAGUGCCCAUCGAUCCAGACCUCCAUUGUCCAUCCAAACUGGACCAAGUCUGCUAUAACAUCACAUGAGGCCAUUGCGGCGGGGCUGAAGAACGUUCGUGCAAACAUCCUGGAGCCAGAGGAUGUCGCCGAGGCCAUGGUGAACCAGAUAGUCGCAGUCAAGAGUGGGCAGUUGAUCCUUGGUCCGGCAUUAUCUCCUAAGAUUCGGGCACUGCCUCUUUGGAUACAAGAGCUCAUUCGAGAUAGUCAAGCCAAGGUCGUCACCGGAGACGGCUCGACAGCGAGUGGCUAG